This is a messenger RNA of Penicillium concentricum, 413 nucleotides long. RefSeq names its product 60S ribosomal protein eL43. Bases 52 to 330 code for a protein of 92 amino acids. The transcript is spliced from 4 exons. Gene Ontology annotation, molecular function: structural constituent of ribosome. NCBI's taxonomy places the organism in Eukaryota, Fungi, Ascomycota, Eurotiomycetes, Eurotiales, Aspergillaceae. The record is from RefSeq and is a predicted model, not a curated record. Gene Ontology annotation, cellular component: ribosome. Gene Ontology annotation, biological process: translation.
UCUUUUUGGUCUCCUGUUGAAUACCCAUCUUCAUCCUCUACAUCAGCCAAGAUGACGAAGCGCACCAAGAAGGUCGGCAUCACCGGUAAAUAUGGUACCAGAUACGGUGCCUCCCUGCGUAAGCAGGUGAAGAAGAUGGAAGUCACCCAGCACGCCCGCUACGUCUGCACUUUCUGCGGAAAGAACACCGUCAAGCGCAAGGCUGUCGGUAUCUGGGAGUGCAAGGGCUGCGACAAGACUGUUGCCGGCGGUGCUUACGUCGUCUCCACCCCCGCUGCCGCUGCCACCCGCUCCACCAUCCGUCGUCUGCGUGAGAUCGCUGAGGUCUAAAUGGGAGGAUUGUGUGGUUUCAUUUCUCUUUUACGGUUACGUCUGAAUACCAAAAAUGAAUGAAAAAAAUUCGGGAUUACGAA